Molecule: messenger RNA, 8115 nt
Organism: Oenanthe melanoleuca
Lineage: Eukaryota; Metazoa; Chordata; Aves; Passeriformes; Muscicapidae
Gene: TSPAN4
Product: tetraspanin 4
Exons: 11
Coding region: 548-1264 (238 amino acids)
Cellular component (GO): membrane
Source: RefSeq, a predicted model, not a curated record
CGCUGGGCGCGCGGCGCGGUGAGUGGCAGCCGGGGCGCCCCGAGCGCUGAGCGGCGGCACCGCGACCGCCCCCGCGCCGCCUCCUCCCGCCGCGCCCGGGCGGGCACUUGUUGCAUUGCGAGAGGGCUUCGCCGGCGAGCGGACUUCUCAUCCCGUCCUGCCCGAGGUACCGCAGCGGGAAGCGCAACUGGUGGCUGCGGCGCGGCAGCCGCCCGCCCGGUCCGGCGGAGCGCCUCAUCUGUUUAAAUUGUGAUGUCUUUGAGGCAGGAACAGUACACAUUGUGCAAAUGCACAGGAGGUGAAAGGGUCCAAGCUAUCCUGUCCUGUCUGCUGCCUUCUGCUAACUCUCUUGUGUGGCAUCACUGAAGGGGCCAGCUGUUAACUGCUGUGGGAGAUCAAGAGCUCCUUCCAAUUGCAUCAUCUGUGUCAUCUGCAAAACCCUCAGUUACAGUCCUGUUUGCUGGCUGCAGAGAGGCCACCUUGUCAACUGGGAUCACAUCGAGUGCUCAGAGCUCCCAUUCCUCCAGCAGAACUGAAGAGGUGCAGCAUGGCUCACAACUGCCUGCAGUGUAUCAAGUACCUAAUGUUUGUUUUCAACCUUCUCUUCUGGUUGGGAGGCUGUGGAAUCCUUGGCGUAGGCAUCUGGCUGGCUGUUACCCAAGGGAACUUUGCCACCCUCUCCUCCUCUUUCCCGUCCCUGUCAGCUGCCAACCUGCUGAUCGUCACAGGGACAUUUGUCAUGAUCAUUGGCUUCGUGGGCUGUAUAGGUGCCAUCAAAGAAAACAAGUGCCUCCUGCUGAGUUUUUUUAUCAUGCUGUUAAUUAUAUUUCUGUUGGAGCUCACUGUUGUGAUUCUCUUCUUCGUCUACACCGACAAGAUUGACAAGUAUGCUCAGCGGGAUCUGAAGAAAGGACUUCACUUGUAUGGGACAGAUGGAAAUAUUGGCCUCACUAAUGCCUGGAGCAUCAUUCAAACAGAUUUCAGAUGCUGUGGAGUCUCCAACUACACGGACUGGUUUGAAGUGUACAACACAACCCGGGUGCCAGACUCCUGCUGCUUAGAAUUCAGUGAGAAUUGUGGGCUCCAUUCCCCAGGGACCUGGUGGAAAGCGCCUUGCUAUGAAACUGUGAAAAUAUGGCUCCAGGAAAACCUACUGGCAGUGGGAAUCUUUGGAUUGUGCACAGCUAUGGUGCAGAUUCUCGGACUCACCUUUGCAAUGACCAUGUAUUGUCAGGUAGUCAAGGCAGACACCUACUGUGCAUAGAUACCAUUCCCAAUCUUUCUGCUUCUCCUCCAAAGGACACAGGAGAAAUCUCCUUCAUGCUCAUUCAUCUGACCUUUUUUCCCCCCCCUUUGUACUAUAAACUGUGUAUAAUGCUAUCUUUCUGAAGAUUUUGUGAAUCACCCCACUUUACUGAAGGAGGAAGAAAAGAAAAAGUCAGUACUUUGAACUGGCACAGGUAAGAAGCAGCCUUGUCUUUAAGCAGAGGAAAACCAGAAAAGCAAUGGUUCCUUUUCCAUGGUCUGUGGCAAGGCAAGAGAGGCUGCUUACGAGGUGCUGACUGCAAAUCCAUUUAGAAAAAGAUGGCACUGAGGCAACCUCUGCAAAAGCUGCCAGGCUGCCUUCCCACAUUUCCCAGUCUGGAAGCAAGGACAUAGAAAAUAAGUGUUCUUCAGCAAGAAGGUACAGAGUAGCUAGCACUGAAUGAAAUUGUAAUUUUUCUACAGUUUGCACACAGUUAAAAUGUCAAGAUCAAGCAGCCCUGCCUCCAAGUGUCUCAAGAUGAUUGUGUAGCCAGGAGAGGAUCAUCUUCAGAAAUACAUUGUUUGAGAGGAGUAUUUUUAAUCUUACGUGCCGCACAGUCAGGCUUUUAAUGGGAAUCUGUACAGCGAGAUCCUGGCUGGUAAUGGAAAACAUUAUUGGACAUUGCCUCAUUUCCUAAUUGCCAGUGGCAUAUAGAUGGUUGACUGCCUAUGUUAUAUAUAUUACAUUCAUAAAUACAUACUUUUCUGAAAGGAGGUGAAAAUACCCAGCAUCUAACCUCAGAAAGAGGAAACCUUUCUAUCCUAUUUUACAUUCCAACUGAAAAAAACAAGUAUUAUUUCUUGUACAAGGCACUAUCACUUAUACCUCUGAGAAACAAGUAAUUACUUUCAGCUGUAUCUUCAUUUCAGUAAACAACUUGUGAGUGGGCUCUCUCUGUCAGUCUACUAUGGUUUUAUUUUUUAUCAUCCCUGCUUCAAGUAAGUCUGCCAAAAAAUAUCACUCAUUUCCACACUUGAAGAUGUGUACAAAGCUGUCAGCUGUUCCUUCCCUGAAUGUCACCAUUUCAUUAAUUUACUUUGGGAUAAUAUCAUCUGCAGGUAUGAUAGAGUUUGCCUUGCUGAGGAAAAAUCUUUCUCACAUUGCUCAUUUUUCUGAGAGUUAUUAAGACUUCAGAUGCUUUUAUGCUUAGCUUUUUUUUCCCUCCCAGCUGCACACUGACAACAGCCAAGACACAGUCUCUGUUAGAACUGGAGUCACUUCUCAGUGCUCUUUUUCAGAUGCAUUUUCCUCUACCUAGCUGCUGGCUAAAAUAUAAUCCACACUUUCUACAAUAUCAUGGAAUCACACAGGUAUGCAGAAAUCUGACCAAAACUUUCUUUAACUGGGGAACAGCCACUCACUGGUAACUGAAGUAAUAGAUGUAAUACCCUCCUAUGCACAUCUUCUGAUGGUGAGGUUAAAAAUCAGAUGUGUCCUAUUGUUCAAACAAGUAAUUCACUGCCAGCAAACAGCUCCAGGUAGUGCAGGUGUGCCAAGAAGAAACUGAAGCACCCCCAGGGAAAGGACAAAGCCGGGAACAGGCAAACAGAGCAAUGCAGAUGGCCUGCUCCCUUCAGCCAGCAUUUGAGGAGCUGUCAGCCACUGUCAGAGCAGAGAGCUGACCAUGGAGCUGUGUUAUCCCAGGAAACUGAGUGCAGCCAUUCCUGCAGACCGGCACCAUGCAACAAGCUCAUAGAGAAAGUUACCCUGCUUACAACAGCAGGUCUCAGCUCUGAGUGACAUCUUGCGUGCUUUGAUUUAAAGGCAAUUUCCAGCACAAAGCUGGACUUGCCAACCCACAGCCUAUUGAACAAUCUCCUUUACACCCAUAACUAAACCUUUUCUGGACCUGUGUUAUUUGACAGAUUCACCCUCACUCCUUAGAUUUGGGGGUUUUUUUAUCUCUUUGCUGAUUUCCUGCAGACUUCUCACUCUCAGGCAUGAGCUACUCCAUAUUUGCUGGGAAAUUGUUUAGGACAGUCUGAUGUUUAAAAGAGCAAUUAUCUUCCAAAAUUUUACCCCUUUGGGGCCUUUAGCUGUGCAGGCUAAGGUACAAGUAAUGUAUUACUUGUGUGCUUCCCAAUCACUAUUCACAGCAACCUCCACACCACUAAACGAUUUUACUGUCAUGCAAACAAGCCCAAACAAACCCAAGCUGAGCAAGUAGCCCACACACACAUGCCCUAUACUCCAAGCAAGAGGCUCAUUCAUCAUGUUGCAAUCACCAGUCUCCAUGCUCUCUGCUUCUUGAGCCCAGGCUGACCUGCAGACUGUCCUGCUCUGCAAAAGAUGGUGUAAGUUUGUUUCUUCCCUCUCCUACUAUGUUCUAACCUGCACAGACACAAUUCCAGGUUAGCUGUACCAUUAGUUCUGGCCUUAGUUUAUAGUCUGUACACAGGGGUGCUCCUGCUGACAACUCCGAGUUUCUACCACUGAAAAGCAGCAUGACAGAGUGAUGAAUACAUUCAUAAAACAUUGAUUUUUUUUUUUUUUUUGAGACAGAUAAAAGGUAGACAAGUCUAUUUGUAGCAAUCCCUGCCAUUAAAAAUUAACACAGAGACAGCAGGCUGAUGGUGUUCAGUUGAUGGGAGCAAACCAUUGUGCAGAACUCCCACAGAGAGCAACUCUCAUCAAUUUGCUUGAUGGUGGUGUAGGGAAAAGAGAGAUCACAAACCCUUCUCCUGUGAGUCUCACAGUAAUAUGUGCUGAGCUCUUAGAGAACACUUCUAGACUUCAGCUAAAGCUUCAGUGGAAACAAAAUAUGAGAAGCAGACUGGAGACAAGACACAUUUUGUGGUUUUCUCUAAUCAUUUUCCACAGUUUAGAUGUCUUUACAAGAUAAACUGCCUUGGUUUUCAAAAACAAGUACCUAAAGGGAGUAUAAGCAACAUUCACUUUGUAAAUCCCAGUCACUGCAACAAAAACAUACAGUUAGGGGAAAAAACAGAACAAAAACCACAAACAAACGAAAAAAUCCCAAGCAGACAAACAAACAACAACAACAACAAUUUUUAAAAAACAAACAAACAAAAAACCCCAAAACAACCAAACAAAAAAAAAAACCAAUCACAUAUUGCUGCUAAAAACACUUUUUAAAAUACUAUCCUUCCAUUACCUACUGAGAUGCUACUGCAACUUGUUGAUAAUUUGAACUGGACUAUUUUGCAUAUUUAGUGUUACUAACUCUCUCCACACAGACCAAACAGCUGUUAUGGUGCUUACAGCAUUACCAGCACAAUCUGAUUUCAUACCUCUGAACACACUGCACAUAACAAGCCUCAGACUUACCAUAUUUUUUAAGAGCACUGCAUCCUUUCUCUGCUGAAAAGGUGAGAAUAUUUUGCAAUGUGUAACAGCAACAAUAUUUUAAAAAAACCAAACAAAAAAGCCAAAAAAAAGGACAGUACCAUUUUACACAUAAAACUUCACGUUACACUGGUUGAUUAUAUAUAAGUAACCUGUAGUACAUAAAAUAUCCAUUUGAAAGGCUGCUGAUAUUGAAUGCAGGCAGAGCAACAGAGAAGUCAUUCCAAUUGCUUCUAUUAGUGUCUUGUCACUUUUAGUAAAGUCUUUUAUAUUAUUGUGACUUCUUAUCUUUAAACAUGAAGGAGGACUCAAUACAUUUAAAUUAAAGACAGAACCAAAGGCAAUAAAGGAGCACUCCUAAUUUAUUCUCAUGGCUGUUUCUGCUUAAUAACAAGAUAUGAAGGCACAGGGCAUAUUUCAGCAUAUAUGGCAUAAUUCAGCAGCAUCAGGAUUUGGCUCUUUAGAUUCAGUCUAAUAUACUUUUGGCUGUUCAUCUUCACAAUUACUAGGAAAAAAAACACCAAAAAAACCCAACCCCAAACAAUAUAUUUAAUAGAAUAUGGUUUAUUUUCCUGUACUGUCGCUAGCAGCUAAAUCUUAUUACUUGUACAACAUAAUUACUGUUCUAUGAAUAGUUCUUUGGUCUCACCCCUCAAAUCAAACAAACUCAUAAAGGUUUAAUCUUUGAUCAAUAAUUAGCAUUUAAAUUCAGCAUUGUAGGAUUUAUAAUAUGGAGAGGAAGGAAGUGCACAGAAGCUGUAAAAAUACUCUGUCUUGCAUCAGCAAUAGGGCUGCUAAGGGAAUCCACCCAAACCCUCACUUCUCACAAACCAAUACGAACUGGUCACACUGAGCACAUGUGACUGGGCUGCCUCUUACACCUUCCCAGGGCAGGACAGGAGGUUGUCAGCAUGGACAAAGUCCCAGCCUUUCAUUUACCCCUUGGCUUCAGUGUUGUGCUAUAAAUGUGGCACCAGAGGUAAGCAACAGAAACCAGCAGUUGAUCAUGGCAUUUAUUUUAAACCCAGACUCUCUAUUUAACUCUAAUUUAUCUGCAGGAUUUUGCUAAGUGUAACUGAUCUGCAUAGAUACUGAGUUUGACACUUAGAAAACACGGUGGGACUUGCCAUGGGAAAUCUUGUUUGGAUUCCAUUGUGAAUUCUCCUCCCUUGUCACUGGUAUCUUACCCACAGUGGGCAGGUCUCCUCUGUUCUUUGGAUUUGGUUGCUGCAAUUCCAAUGGUACAUUUUUGUGCAUUCAUAUAAAGAACAAAAUUUAAAAUAUACAUUUUAUUUUUAAAAAGUUAUUAAAUAUUCUUUAAAGUUUACAACAGAAUGUCUUUUGUUUUCUUUAUAAGCAACUACACUACAAGCUAAACAGUGAUUCUGUACAGACCCAAAGGUAUGUGUGUGUGCAAGUGCACACACACACACAUAUUGUAUGCAAUUUAACAAAACCCUACAGUGUUCUACUCCUUUCUCAUUUCUCAUUACCUUUGAUUUGACCUAUCCUUCCUUACAAAUUUGUGUUUAUUAAUAUUAUUAUUAUUUAAGUGGCUUGCCUAUUCCCAAGUAAAUUUACGCCUUUCUUUCCUCUUAAGGGCAGGCAACCUGAAAUUAUGUGGUAGUCAAUAACAAUUCAGAAACUACUGGGAGACCAGGUUUAGUGUUAAAAAAAUACUCAGACCCAAGCACAAAUUAUUUUGUGUUCACAACUUGUCUGUUACUGAUAGCUUGAAAUAAAGGGACUUCUCUUUUUCUGAGGUAGCUGCUUACAUUCAGAAAUUACAUAGAAAAACUUGAAAAAUUAACACCAGAAUGUUUUUAAUUUGAACAACUAGGAACUUGUACUGUGUCAGAUGAGAAGAAUGUCUGGUUAGCCAGGUAUGUUAUCUGCAGUCAUGUCUAACACUGCCUUUUUUAUACAAUUUGUUGUACCCUACAGGUCAAACAGCUUCACAAGUGAAAUUGUCUCUAAACUGUGCAUUCUGAACAAUGACAGGUGUACUGUUGAAAUUGUAAUGGGAGAAGCAGAGACCCAGAGGUUUUAGAGGUUGUUGCAGGAAGCAUCAUAAGGGAUAAUCCACACCUUUAGUGGAAGUUUCUUACAGCUCCCUCAGUUUAGGAGAGAUAUUUACAUUACUUGAAUUGUCUUCAUCCCAUUAAGCAGACCACUAGAUGGUCUCAUCAGCCACAUCUAUUUUUAAUCCCUUUCUGACUUUGUGAAACUUUACACUUUAGUCUUGCAAUAUAGCAGUGAAUUUCACAAUUUCUUCAUGUUGCAUUUAAAAGAAUCCUUCUUAUAUGGAUUGCAACAUGUUGCCUUUCUAUUUCAUUUACUCAUCAUUGGUUCUAUACUUUAGGAACAAUAACUUAAUGAUGCUUACAGAAAUAUGUGGCUCACAGCAGCAAUAUUACCUUUACAGCUUAAUUUGCCUUUCCACUAGAGCUUAACCCUGGGUAAUUGAGUAUUCUAUUGAUUUUCAAGAUCCCAUUGUUUCAAACAACUAAGCCCAGUAUACCUUCUUCCCCCAGUAGCUAGCCCAGUUGUCUUUGCUUUUGUACUACACGUUGGCAUAGACAGAGCUGUUCCUACUUUAAUCAUCAACUAGAUGAAUAUUUCACCCCAUAUACUGCUGUUUUUCCAAAGUACACUUAACACAACCUGGAAAUAUCAGGCCUAGCUGAUUAUUCUGGCUGUGUAAAACAAAGUACUUUCUAUUUGCAUGGCAAUAAUUUUCAAAGAAAUUUAAGGGCAGCUUAUGAAGCUUCAUUCAAAGUUUUGUCUUGACACAUCAAAAGUGCAAAACUCAGAGUCCUAUGUUUCUUAUCUUACCAUGCUGAAAACCUCAAACAAAUAAGAAAUCUGACAUUAAUACGACAUGAUAUAAUAUGGCAAAUGCCAUUUGAAAGGCUGGUUUUUUCUGAAGACCCAUUAGUUGCCUAUGGUAGGUCACUAUACCCUAGGCUUUGCUUCCUUGUCUCUCCCUGUAAUAAACUGUUUCUCCAUGGAAAUACUGUGGGUUCACUAGAAAUCCUGAGUUUGCUGACCUGCAAGAAUAGCUCUGUUUACAUUCUCCUCCAAAAGCCAGAAAACUUUCACUACUAAAUCUACACCAGUGCAUGUUAGACAGCCAAACAGAAGUUCUGUGUCUUAGGAUGAGGGUUUUUAAUGAAGAAAUAGCUGAUCAGUUGAACCUACUCCUUAAACAAAUCCCUGGUAUCUUUAAUGCAGAAAUCAUUUAGGCAGAGCAGAAUAUUUUGUUACUACAGAAUUGCUUAACAGAGACUUCCCUUGCAAUUAAAGAAUAAUUUGAAAGGAUGGGAUAAUUAUACACUGUAAACUUCCUCUUAUAUUCCCAUGGUACUGCUAUUACAAAGUACAGUUCAAAUCACAGGCAACAAAAUAAAUUGUAAUUGUAUAUAGUUAAAUACACAGAAAACAAAAAUCUGUAGAAAGCAAAGUACAGCAUGAAAAAUUCUAAACUGUUAAUGUAUAUUGCU